AUGAAAUCUACCGUUAUAUCUAGUCUAGUAGUAGCAGCAGCAGCAGCAUGUGUGUAUACCACCACCGGAGCUGCUGCUGCACCUGCUGCUCCUGCCGCAGCAACAGCAGCAGCAAUGGAGGAAAUACCACAGGAAUAUCUUGCUGCAGUAACAAUGGAGGACAACAGCAGCAACAAUCUCCGUAGGGGUAUGUACGUCAUUGAGGGUUUCCAAGCACAAGAGGAUAAUAAUAAUAAUAAUAAUGAGGAAGAAGAGCAGCAGCAGCAGCAGCAAGAAGCAGCAGCAGCAUCCCCAGUAGCAAAUGAAGCAGCAACAGUACCACAACAGCAGCUGCAGCAGGAGCAACAAGACCAAGAGCAAGACCUAUCCUAUUCAACUGCAGCAGCAGCAGCAGAAGAAGAUGAUGAUGAGGAAGAGAACGAUGAUAAUAAUAAACAAUUAGAGGAAGGAGAAGAAGGAGAAGAAGAGGAAGACGAAGAAGAAGAAGAAGGAGCAGAAAAAAGAGAAUUAUCUUAUUCUAUUGUUUUCUUUACCAGAGAACAGCAGCAGCAGCAGCAGCACCAGCAGCACCAGAUAUGA
Messenger RNA from Eimeria maxima, 579 nucleotides. RefSeq lists its product as hypothetical. The record is from RefSeq and is a predicted model, not a curated record. Lineage: Eukaryota; Apicomplexa; Conoidasida; Eucoccidiorida; Eimeriidae. The transcript is spliced from 2 exons. The coding region runs from base 1 to 579 and encodes 192 amino acids.